GUGAGUUUAGCCUCGGGACGAAAGAUAGUGACCUCAGCUAAAGCCUCAGAUCUUAGCCUUUCCAUCGGUGGUCGUUUAUUGUCUACCGACGCGUUUAUUCUCGAGAUGAGGGACUUCGACCUUAUUCUCGGAAUGGAUUGGCUAUCCUUCUAUCAUGCAGACAUCAGGUGUCAUGACCGGGAUAUCACUCUCUAUCUUCUAAGAAACGAGUCGAUCACUUUCUUUGUUUCGAUGGCGAAAGCCACUAAGUUACUGCGGCGAGGCAACUGCCAGGGUUAUCUGGUGAGCCUUGUCGACGAUUCUCAGAAAGCACGCUCACCUCAUGAUGUUCCAAUCGUUCGUGAGUUCGUGGAC
Molecule: messenger RNA, 354 nt
Organism: Striga hermonthica
Lineage: Eukaryota; Viridiplantae; Streptophyta; Magnoliopsida; Lamiales; Orobanchaceae
Source: the annotation of a GenBank genome assembly